Vicugna pacos (alpaca) is the source of this 6282-nucleotide messenger RNA. NCBI's taxonomy places the organism in Eukaryota, Metazoa, Chordata, Mammalia, Artiodactyla, Camelidae. The record is from RefSeq and is a predicted model, not a curated record.
GGCGACCGGAGGCCAGAUGUGGAUGAGUGCCAGGUGCACAACGGUGGCUGCCAGCACAGGUGUGUGAACACGCCCGGCUCCUACCUCUGUGAGUGCAAGCUCGGCUUCCGGCUCCACGCGGACGGCAGGACGUGCCUGGCCAUCAACUCCUGUGCCGUGGGCAAUGGCGGCUGCCAGCACAGCUGUAUCCAGCUCACGGUGACCCAGCACCGCUGCCAGUGCCGGCCCGAGUUCCAGCUCCAGGAGGAUGGCAAGCAUUGCGUCCGGAGAAACCCGUGCACAGACCGGAACGGCGGCUGUAUGCACACGUGCCGGGCGCUCCGGGGCCUCGCCCACUGCGAGUGCCACGCGGGCUACCAGCUGGCGGCGGACCGCAAGGCCUGCGAAGACGUGGAUGAGUGUGCCACAGGCCUGGCCCGGUGUGCCCACGGCUGCCUCAACACUCGUGGGUCCUUUAAGUGUGUGUGCAACGCAGGCUAUGAGCUGGGUGCCGAUGGCCGGCAGUGCUACCGGAUUGAAAUGGAGAUUGUGAGCAGCUGUGAGGCUGACAAUGGCGGCUGCUCCCAUGGCUGCAGCCACAGCAGCUCGGGGCCCGUCUGCACUUGCCCCCGUGGCUACGAGCUGGACAAGGACCAGAAGACAUGCAUUGACGUCGACGACUGUGCCGACUCCCCGUGCUGCCAGCAGAUUUGCACCAACAGCCCGGGCGGGUACGAGUGCAGCUGCUCCGCCGGCUACCGGCUCAGCACCGAUGGCUGCGGCUGUGAGGAUGUGGACGAGUGUGCCUCCGGCCGGGGUGGCUGUGAGCAUCACUGCACCAACCUGGCUGGCUCCUUCCAGUGCUCCUGCGAGGCCGGCUACUGGCUGGAUGAGGAUCGCAGGGGCUGCACCCCCCUGGAGGUGCCCGAGGUGGGCCUGGACGGCCACCUGCCCCUGUUGCGGCCCCUCCCGCCCAUCACGGUGCUCCAGGACCAGCUGCCCCACCUCUUCCAAGACGACUACUUCGGGGCCGAGGAGGAAGAGGAGGAGGAGGAGGAGGCAGAGGCCCGGGGCGAGCACACACUGGAGGAGAAGUUUGUCUGCCUGGACGAUUCCUUUGGCCCCGACUGCAGCUUGACCUGUGAAGACUGCAGGAAUGGAGGGACCUGCCUCCCAGGGCUGGACGGCUGUGACUGCCCCGACGGCUGGACCGGGCUCGUCUGCAACGAGACUUGUCCUCACACCUUCGGGAAGAACUGCAGCCUCUCCUGCAGCUGUCAGAACGGCGGGACCUGCGACCCUGUGACGGGGGCCUGCCGCUGCCCUCCGGGUGUCAGCGGGGCCCACUGCGAGGAUGGCUGCCCCAAGGGCUUCUAUGGCAAACACUGCCGCAAGAAGUGCCACUGUGCCAACCGGGGCCGGUGCCACCGCCUCUACGGGGCCUGCCUCUGCGACCCAGGGCUCUAUGGCCGCUUCUGCCACCUGGCCUGCCCCCCAUGGGCCUUCGGGCCGGGCUGCUCAGAAGAGUGCCGGUGUGAGCAGAGGAACACACGUGCGUGCGACAGGAGGGACGGCCGCUGUGCCUGCAAGGCGGGCUUCAGGGGCGAGCGGUGCCAGGACGAGUGCGAGCCGGGCUUCUUUGGACUGGGGUGCCAGCAGGCGUGUACCUGCCCCCUGGGCGUGACCUGUGACCCCGUGAGUGGCAAGUGUGGGGAGCAGUGUCCUGCCGGCUACCAGGGCGAGGACUGUGGCCGAGAGUGUCCGGAGGGGACGUUUGGCCUGAACUGCUCAGGCUCCUGCUCCUGUGGGGGAGCCUCCUGUGACAGAGUCACAGGGCAGUGCCUGUGCCCGCCUGGGAGGACGGGUGGCGACUGUGGGGCAGAUUGUCCUGAGGGCCGCUGGGGGCUCGGGUGCCAGGAGAUCUGCCCGGCCUGCGAGCACGGUGCUGCCUGUGAGCCUGAGACCGGAGCCUGCCUGUGCCGUCCCGGCUACACGGGCAGCCGCUGCCAGGACCCGUGCCCGGCAGGCUGGUUUGGGCCCAGCUGCCAGACCAGGUGCUCCUGUGCCAAUGAUGGGCACUGCCACCCGGAGACGGGACGUUGCAGCUGUGCCCCUGGGUGGACCGGCCUCAGCUGCCAGAGAGCCUGUGACAGCGGGCACUGGGGACCUGACUGCAGCCAUACCUGCACCUGCAUCCCAGGCCACGGGAGCUGCGACGCCGUCAAUGGCCUGUGCCUGUGUGAGCCUGGCUACGUGGGCCCGCAGUGCGAGGAGCGGUGUCCCCAGGGCCACUUUGGGCCGGGUUGUGAGCGGCAGUGCCAGUGUGAGCACGGAGCAGCCUGCGACCAUGUCAGUGGGGCCUGCACCUGCCCAGCUGGCUGGAGGGGAACCUUCUGCGAGCGCGCCUGCCCGGCCGGCUUCUCUGGAGUGGACUGCCGCCAUGCCUGUGACUGCAGCCCCGGGGUCCCCUGCGAUGCCGUGAGCGGCUCCUGCCUCUGCCCUGCUGGCCGUCGGGGCCCCCGCUGCGCCCAGACCUGCCCGGCCCACACGUAUGGGCACAACUGCAGCCAGGCCUGCUCCUGCUUUAAUGGGGCCUCCUGUGACCCUGUCCACGGGCAGUGCCGCUGUGGCCCUGGCUGGACUGGGCCUGCCUGCCUGCAGGCCUGCCCCGCUGGCUUCUAUGGCGAGAACUGUCAGCAUUCCUGCCUCUGCCAGCACGGGGGCACCUGCGACCCUGUCUCAGGUCACUGUACCUGCCCGGAGGGCUGGGCCGGCCAGGCCUGUGAGAUGGAGUGCCUCCCAGGGUCCUUUGGAGCCGGCUGCCAGCGCCGCUGCACGUGCCUCAAUGGCGGCCUCUGUGACCGGCACACAGGCCGCUGCCUCUGCCCGGCCGGCUGGGCCGGGGACCAGUGCCAGAACCCCUGUGCCGAGGGCACGUUCGGGGUCGGCUGUGAAGAGCGCUGUGCCUGCCUGCAGGGAGCCACCUGCCACCGCGUCACGGGGGCCUGCCUCUGCUCCCCGGGAUGGAGGGGCUUGCGGUGUGAGAACGCCUGCCCACGGGGCUGGUUUGGAGAGUCCUGUGCCCAACGCUGUCAGUGCCCGCCUGGCGCCGCCUGCCACCACGUCACUGGGGAGUGUCACUGCCCCCCCGGCUUCACAGGGCCCGGCUGUGAGCAAGCCUGCCCGCCCGACACCUUUGGGGAGAACUGUGGGCAGACGUGCCAGUGUCCCGGCGAGAACCAGGCCUGCCACCCUGCCUCGGGGGCCUGCGCGUGUGCUGCUGGCUACCAGGGCACUGGCUGCCGGCAACGGUGCCUGCCAGGGCGGUUCGGACCUGGCUGUGAACAGCUGUGUGGGUGUCUCAACGGGGGCUCCUGUGACCCGGCCACAGGGGCCUGCCGCUGCCCUGCUGGGUUCCUCGGGACAGACUGCGGCCUCGCCUGUCCACAUGGCCGCUUUGGCCCCAGCUGUGCCCAUGUGUGCAGGUGUGGGCAAGGGGUGGCCUGUGACCCCGUGACCGGCGCCUGCACCUGCCCCCCGGGAAGGACCGGCGUCCACUGUGAGCACGGCUGUCCCCAGAACCGGUUUGGUGUGAACUGUGAGCACGUGUGCUCCUGCAGAAACGGGGGCCUGUGUCACGCCGCCAACGGCAGCUGCUCCUGUGGCCUGGGCUGGAUGGGGCCGCACUGUGAGCUGGGUGAGUGUCUGGGCGGGUCUGGAGGCCGCAUCGCCAUCCUGCCCCGCAGGGCGCUACGGCCCUGCCUGCCGCCUGGAGUGCUCCUGCCACAGCCAGGGCACCUGCGAGCCCACCACGGGGGCCUGCCGCUGCGGCCCCGGCUUCUACGGCCAGGCCUGCGAGCACUCACGGAGCCUCCUGCCACCCUGUCAGCGGCCAGUGUCUUUGCCCCGCUGGCUUCCGUGGCCAGUUCUGCGAGAGGGGGUGUGAGCCUGGCUCGUUUGGAGAAGACUGCAGCCAGCAGUGUGACUGCGAGGACGGGGUGCCCUGUGACCCCGUCACGGGCCACUGCCUAUGCCCCCCGGGGCGCACCGGGGCCACCUGUGACCUUGGCUGCAGAAGGGGCUUCUUCGGGCCAGGCUGUGCCCUGCGCUGCUCCUGUGGGGGUGGGGCCGACUGUGACCCUGUCAGCGGGCAGUGCCACUGCGUGGACGGCUACACGGGGCACACGUGCCAGCAGGGUGGGCCCUCCCAGCUCCCGGAGAGCCUGUCCCCAGACCUGGGCCCAGCGGCCUCUCAGCCAGCGUCUCCCAGACCAGCGCCCAGGCUCGGCAGCAGCGCAGAGGCGCACUAGCUCAGAGGCAGCCCCCGCUGAGGCUCGCCUCCCAGGAGCCGCAGAGGGGGCCCCGGGGCUUAGGUGGCGCCUGCCGAGGGGUGCGGUGGGCCAGGACUGUGGCCCCGACCUGUCUCUGAAGCCUGUGGACAGGCGUGCCGCCUCGGGCUCCUCAAGGGUGGUCUUGCCACGAGGAGGCAGGCCCCACCUCGCCGGGAUCUGCCCGCCCAGGGCGCGGACCGCGGGGCUGAGGAAGCCCCGCCCCUCCCGCUGCCCGGGGCAGGGCCAAGGGCAGGUGUUCGGGCAGGUGCGGGCAUGAGGCCCCUGCCCCCCCAGCAGGUUCUUCGGGUGCUAGGCCCCGGGGCAGCUACCGCCCAGCCCGCUCACCAGGAAGCACAGCCGGGCCGUGUUCGUGUGACUUAUGGGCAGCCCGACCGCAGGGCUGCCCGUCUCCUGCCCCAGGACGCCCUGACUCGGGGCAGCGGGCUUCGGUACCAUGUGAAACCAGUAGGUUAAGAAAGGAGCAGCUGCUUCCCCAAGGCUGUGCGUCUGCUGCUUUGUGCGGGCUCUGCGCGGGGGCCUCCCUGGCACGCCGGCACGAGGCGCUGGGACAGGAGCCUCUGCCGACCGCUUGCCCUGCCCCUCCCUGGGGACCGCGGUGCCGCACAAACGAAGUUGGGGUUUAUCCUGGUUCCAGUGCUCUAGAGGGGCGUGGCGCCCCGAGACCCAGGAGUGCUGGCUCCCAGGGCCUGCGUGUGGGAAGCACGGCCCCAAGGGCAGGGGUGCUGCUGGGGGCAGCCUGGAGACCCCCAGCCCCCACUCCUGCCCUGUCUUCAGGGCAGAGCUGAGGAGAGGGUUGGACGCCGAUUGUCUCACCGGCCAUUUAGGGUCCGGGCUGUAGCCCCCCCUCCCCUCCUCUCCAACAGUGCCCAGGCAGCUUAAAUCCCCCAGGGGCAAAGGACCUCGUGGGGCAAAACAGGGCGCAUUCAAGUAGGCCCCGCCCCCUGACGCAGACAACUCGUGAACACCCGGUAGCAGAGGGCGUCGAAUCGCUGGGCCACCAUGUGAAGACUUUGAAGUAUGUAGCUGUGAUCAGUGUCCUGGAAGGAGGAAGGGAUGCGGGUGGUAACCUGGUGCAGGAAGAGGCGGUUCAAGAGGGACCAUCGUGAGGAAUGAGGGUGGAGGGCGUGGGAGCUGGAGUUGGCGGAGGCGGCAGGAAUCCGGCCGAAUAAGGGGUUUCCCAGCUCAGGACACUCCCGGGAGGCGGCAGGGAGGCUGAGAGAGAGGAAACACGAAGGGAAGGGGCAGUAGGAAUGGACGAGGCAAGUGUGACACCCAUGUGUCUGAAGUCCCAGAAAAAGAAGGUGAAAACCAUUGACGUGAAGCAAUGAGUUCUCAGGUCCAAAGUUGGAAGAUCUCAGAUCGAAAAGCACUCCAAGUGCAAAGAAAAUUAAGCAAAAUUUAAAAAGCCACAGCCAGAAGAAUUUAAAGAAUAUCAGUGCCAAAGAGGAGUUUUAAAAUAACUAGAGAGAGAGAGAGCAGGAAUCAGCACGACGUCAGGGUCUGCAACAGGAGCACUGAGAGCGGCCGGACGGCGACGCUCUGUUUGCCAGGUGUUGAGGAAACAGUGUGGAAACUUGAAUUUCAUGACCUUGAAUUGUGUGUCCCGCUAAACUGUCACUGGGAAGCGAAGUCGGCGUCCUUCUCAGCUGUCCGAGGCCCCAGGCGGCCCCAGACGAGAACCAGGCUUGAAAACACGCUCAGAGGAAGUUUCCCGGCAAGAAGAGAAAGCAUGAGAUGGUCCCUGUGUUUCCCACACGGCCUCGGAAUGAAGAGAAUCAAAAUAGCCACGCUCACCAACAGCAGGAGCGGCCAGCAGGCCUGCCUGCCCCGCAGCUGAGCCUGGUGCAGACAGAGGGCGAUAAGAUGGCGUGACCUCCGCAGAAGCACCGGUAGGAUGUCUGACUUUUAAACGGAGGAAAUUUCAUCUCUCCGACGUUCAGCAGGGAAGGAG